AUGGUGAACAGUAUUUUAAAAAAAUUAUAGAGCCUUAUGAACACGAAUUUAAUAUAACAGUAAACUCAAGGAAUAUAAUUGAAAGACUUGACACGUGUGCCGAACAAAUGAAAAUCAAACUAUCUGGUUAACUACGAAACAAAAUGAUUUGCAUAAAGUUGGACAUUGCUUCACGAAUGGAAAAAAGUAUAUUGGGAAUUAACGUUCAAGUUAUUGAUAAUUUUCAUAUAAAAAUUUUUACUAUUGGGAUGGUGGAAUUGAAAAAAAGACACACUGCACUGUUUCUAAAGGAAGAAAUCUUAAAAAGUGUCCAUAAAUUUGGUAUAAACGCGGCACAAAUAUAUUCUUCUACUACCGAUAAUGAAGCGAACGUUGUGAAAACUUCAGAGUUACUUCAAGAAAGUGAAACCACGGAUGGUGAUGAAUAUGAAAAAAUUCACACUAGAUUGAAUUCGGUAUUGUCGGUGGUAAGAUGUGCUGUACAUACGCUCCAACUAGCUGCACAUGAUGUAUAUAAAACUGUUUCAUCAGAAUUAACCAAGUGUAGAGAGGCGGCACGUUUUCUUCGAAAAAAGAUUCGUAAUGAAAAUUUUGGUGAAGGUAUCCGAAUGCCUACAUUAGACAAUUUAACUAGAUGGAAUUCUACGUUCGAUAUGUUAAAUUCUCUGUUGAACUUGGAAGAAUUUGUAAAUAUUCAUGAAGUUAACUGUCAAAUAAAUUGGGAUUUCGUACAAAAUUUUGUUGCUGCGUUUAAGCCCAUUGCUGAAUGUACAAGAAGUUUGCAAACAGAAGAUUAUAUAAUGGGUGAUUUCUACAGGGAUUGGCUGCUUUGCGAAACGAAAUUGGAAACUAUGCCGAACAAUAUCUUCGGUAGUACUUUAUUAGAAUCAAUGCAGUUGCGGAAGGAAAAGCUUCUUGAAAACAAUGCAUUCGUUUCCGCUUUAUAUAUGGAUCGAAGAUUUUAUUAUAUGGAUUCACUGUUCUUCAAUGAAAUGCGAAGAAAACAGGCGGUAUCACAUAUAAUUUCUACAAGCACAAUGUUAAGUUCUUUGGAGGGAAAUCCAAUAUGCAAUGAUGCAGAUCCAGUGGCCAGCCAAGUUGAAUUCCAACCUUCUCUGUCUUCAAAUGAUACUUUUCACUUACUUGAACAAAAAGUUACUUCUUGGACGCAGCAAUCUCCUCACCCAACAAGCAAUGUUCAAACAAUUCGUCAAAAACUUGAAGGAGUAGCACACGAAACUCGGAUGCCUUUCCAAACAAACAUACUGGAUUACUGGAAAGGUUUGCGAAGCUAUGAGCCAGCUUUAGCCAAAUUAGCCGAAGUAGUUCUAUCUGUUCCAUGUAGUCAGACUUCAGUAGAACGUGCCUUUAGUGCUCUUUCGUUAAUUUUAACUAAGAAUCGUUCCAGGCUCAACGCACAAAAUAUCAAUAAUUUGCUUUUGAUAAGGUUAAAUGAAGAACUUUUUAAUAAUAUGAAUUUUUCUUAAGGUAAUUUUUCAUCAAAAAAUUAUCAACUUUAUUUAUUGAAUUAUUUGUGUUCUUUUUCUAUUGAAAUAUAUACUUACAUGUUUUGUUUGUUUUAAUAUAUAAGUACUUACUUAUGUACGUACAUAUGUAUGUAUGCACAAAUACGGAAAAUAACUAAAUAAAAAUUUGAGUGUCUAUUCUUUAUUUGUAAAUACAUAUGUAUAGGCUGUUGCUUUUUUUCUUUAAAUAAGAGACAAUACUAAUGACAAGUAAAAAAAGAUGAGUUUUAUUUUUCGUAUCACUUGAACACUCAGAGCGAUAAAAAUAAAGAUGAUGCGUUAGGCAAAUAGUUAUCUUUUAAAAAUUCUCGCUCAUGCUAAUAUAUGAGUGAGCCAAAUACGUGAGGAGUUUUUUUGUGAUGAGAAUGUUAGUUAAGCUUGCGCUCCUGAGUAUUUGAAAUGAUGUUCUCUUGCGGAAUAUUACUCAUCAGAG
Molecule: messenger RNA, 1959 nt
Organism: Bactrocera dorsalis (oriental fruit fly)
Lineage: Eukaryota; Metazoa; Arthropoda; Insecta; Diptera; Tephritidae
Exons: 2
Coding region: 144-1487 (447 amino acids)
Molecular function (GO): protein dimerization activity
Source: RefSeq, a predicted model, not a curated record